Messenger RNA from Sclerotinia sclerotiorum 1980 UF-70, 1740 nucleotides. RefSeq lists its product as hypothetical. The record is from RefSeq and is a predicted model, not a curated record. Lineage: Eukaryota; Fungi; Ascomycota; Leotiomycetes; Helotiales; Sclerotiniaceae. The transcript has 3 exons. Bases 1 to 1740 code for a protein of 579 amino acids.
AUGAGCCAAAAGCUGACAACUUUCGACUCGUCUAAGGAGAUUGAGAUUGAGAUAUAUAAACGUCAAGAUUGUCCACUACGAGUCGCGGUGGCUCCAGUUGAGCAAGAGGGAGAAAUUCCAAAUCGCAAACAACCUGGUCUACUGAGAUCAUUCACAAAUUUGAGCGCUCUGAUAAGGCUUGCUAAACGGCCAAAGCGACAACUUCUCGAAAGUUACGCAGAGAUUAUCCAACGAUGGGUCAACGAUUGUUGCGAAAACCAUACAAUCUGCUCCUUACAAGAUGAUGGUGUACCAUUUGUACCCAGCCGAUUAUUAGAUUUGAGCGGUGAACAAGGGCAAUCGAUUCGGCUGGUUGAAACUAUGCAUUUUGUUGAUGCUACCGAGUUAUACGCAACUCUAAGCCAUCGUUGGGGAAAUUCUCAUUUCAUUCAAACUAAUAGACAAACUCUUCAGAAACAUAUUAAGACAGGUAUCGAAAUAUGCGAUCUCCCAAAGACAUUUGCAGAUGUUGUUACAAUACUCCGAACACUUCGUAUUCGCUAUGUAUGGAUUGAUAGCUUAUGUAUCAUUCAGCAUGAUGACGAAGACUGGAAAGAACAAGCGACUCAGAUGGCCAGAAUAUACUUUAAAGGUUAUUUGAAUAUUGCUGCGACAGCGGCAUCAGACAGUACAGAAGGCUGUCUCAAUACUCGGAGCUUGCGGCACGGUAUAAUAUCAGAUCUUAGAGCAUUACCUAUCAAUGCGAGUAAUGUAUCCCACGAAAACAACGUGGUCUAUAUCCGGCCUUCAUUUCAUGCAGUCCACCAACGAUUCAACAUCCGCAAGAGAAAUCGCGAAACCGAUCCUGCAGACCACGAAAUCACAUCACUACUAUCAAGAGCGUGGAUAUUUCAAGAGCGACAAUUGGCGCCACGGACUAUUCAUUUCCAUCCAACGGAACUAAUCAUGGAAUGUAAAUCUGGUCUUCGCUGUGAAUGUACCGGUCUUGAAAAUAUGUACAAAACGUCCAGAUCAAAGCUAGCCGAUAUCAAUUCGCUAGAUAGACGUCAUAUUCUAGAUCGCUGGCUUGGUCUGAUCAACGAGUAUUCGAAACUACUCAUUACAUAUGAUAGAGAUAGAUUGAGGUCUUUUAUGGAAUGUAGCAAGCCAUUGUCAUUUGAACAUGACCACAAUCUAAAUAUAUACCGAUACACCUCCGAAUCGAAAUUUGCCCCUACUUGGUCUUGGGCAUCUCUCGUAUCGGAUCGAAAGGACACACCAAUUAACUUUCUACUUCUUUAUGAAGAUUCUUUUAAGGCGCAUGACCGUUUUGCAUAUGUUCAUACGAAUAUUCCUAUGUUAGCCAUAGAUUCUUUGAAGAAUCCGGAACCUGCAUAUCUAAUUAUCCGGGGAUUGACUAUUAGCGCUAGAAUAUUCCACGGCUACCACAAGCAUGAUCGCACCUUAAACGACACUACGCUCGAGUUCUCACAAGUUCACCACAAAGAUUCUCUCGGAUUUGCUCUGGAUUGUACGCUUUCCCAGUCCGGAACCACGGAUGGUGAUAAAGUAUGUUGCUUACUUGUCGGAACCUCCAACCAAUACGGAAUUAGCUUUGGAUCGCGAAAUCAUUGGUUACACAUUCUUGUCUUCAAACUAUACCAGGAUUCUGAGGCUUAUGAACGCUUGGGGAUUUGUGCAGCUCGUUCAAAUAGUAGGAUAUUUCGAACGGCGCGGGAAAACACUUUGAAACUUAUCUAG